CUGUAACCUAAGCAAAUAAUGGAACGGGCACUGGCCUGGGGGCAGAACCCCUGUGUUCUUGUGUUCGCUCUGCCUCUGACUGGAUGGGGGGUCAGGCACUCCUCAUGUUACCUCUUGGUAUUUCCCUUUCCUCAUUGAAAAUUAAGUGGAUUGCAAUACUUGAAAAAUUAAGUGGGUCUAAAGUUCCUUUUCACUAAAAUUCCUUUUUCUAAAAUGCAUUGCCUGGCAGUAGUGUCUAUUUCUCAGUAAAUCUGGUGUCCUAAUAUUCUAACACUCCUUCUGUGUCUUUAUUGCCUGAAUACCAAAGCCCCCUAGUGGAGAGUCAACUAAAUGUGACUUCUCUGGCAGGCAAUUCAUGGAAGGAAGGGUAAACACCAAACAUCCCAAAGGCCAGUUUACAUUUAUCCCCCCAUCUCUCCCUCUUCUUUCCUUCCUCUCCUCCUCCUCCCUGCUGCUCCCCAGGAAUGUGCAGAAACUCAAGACUGCCUCAGACUCACCCAUCUGGAAAGCUGAUUAUGGUUCCUUCACCUCUAUGUGUCCUUCCAGGGAUUAGUAGCAAAGACUCCUCCGGGAGAUGGAAAUCGUAGCCUUCCCCAAACACCCCCUCAAAAACUUCUCUCCUUCCUCUGCUGCGUGUAAUCAGUCCUGCCGCCACCCCCGGCUAUGCACCAAUUCCAGAUAUAGAAAAAUGCCCAUAAAAACUGGGUGGGGGACAGGCGCCAGAGGGCAGGGUGCUCAGUAAGGACAUCCAAGGAUAUAGGGAUGGGGCAGAGGUGCAGAAAGGGAGAAAGAAAGGCGAGGGAGGAGAGACAGGGAGAAACCCAACCCCCUUGAUUCUGUAGGGUCCCCACUGGCAGGACCCUCGCAUGGGGUCGGGGUGGAAGAGUCUAAAUGACCCACUCCUGAGAAUUUCAUGUCAGGUCUCUGCUCCAGGGCAAGAGCAAUCUGCUCUGCACCCUCUCUGACCACCUCACACCUCACAACCUCCAGGGUUAUGUAAGUGGCACCACUUGGAAUCCAGGGGAUAAUCAGAUCAGAAGAGCCCCAGUCUGUCCCUCCCCUGUGGCACAGUGCCUAGCACAGGUAGAGGCACAUAUAAAUCCAUACUUCUUGAGUGUCCAUCUGUAGGAGAGAUGCUCCAGACCCCAGGAGCCAUGACCUGUGCCCUUCUCUUCAGGCUUCUCCUACUUAUGACUCUGGCAGCCCUCUUCCAAGGCAAACGCUUUGGCCCCACAUCUCGCCUGCGUUACUCCAGGUUCCUAGAUCCUUCCAAUGUCAUUUUCCUGCGCUGGGACUUUGACCUUGAGGCUGAGAUCAUCACGUUUGAGCUCCAGGUCCGGACAGCCGGCUGGGUGGGCUUGGGUGUCACAAAUCGCUACACCAGAGUGGGGAGCGAUCUGGUGGUUGGAGGAGUCCUGCCCGAUGGCAAUGUCUAUUUCUCGGAUCAGCACCUGGUGGAUGAAGACACCCUGGAGGAGGACGGGAGCCAGGAUGCUGAGCUGCAGGGGCUGACAGAAGACGCUGUCUACACCACCAUGCGCUUCUCCAGGCCCUUCCGCUCCUGUGAUGCCCACGACCAAGACAUUACGAGUGACACCAUAAGGGUUCUGGCUGCCUAUGGCCUGGAUGACACUCUGAAGCUGGAUCGGGAUCGUACUUUUGUCAAGUCCAUCUUCCUGCUACAAAUAGUCCACCCUGACGACCUUGACGUCCCUGAGGACACCAUCAUCCAUGACUUGGAACUCACUGAUUUCCUCAUCCCAGAAGAUGACACCACAUAUGCCUGCACCUUCCUCCCUCUCCCCAUCGUCAGCAAGAAGCAUCACAUCUUCAAGUUUGAGCCCAAGCUGCUCAAUCACAACGAGACGAUGGUGCAUCACAUCCUGGUUUAUGCCUGUGGCAAUGCCAGUGUUCUCCCCACGGGCAUCAGUGACUGCUACGGGGCUGACCCUGCCUUCUCCCUCUGCUCGCAGGUCAUCGUGGGCUGGGCUGUCGGGGGCACAAGUUACCAGUUUCCAGAUGAUGUGGGUGUCUCUAUUGGGACUCCCUUAGACCCCCAGUGGAUCCGAUUGGAGAUUCAUUACAGCAAUUUUCACAACGUUCCGGGUGUGUACGACUCCUCAGGCAUCCGAUUAUACUACACGGCAAAGCUGCGCAAAUACGACAUGGGAGUCCUCCAGCUGGGUUUCUUCACUUUCCCCAUCCACUUCAUACCCCCAGGCGCGGAGUCCUUCCUGUCCUAUGGGCUGUGUAAGACGGAGAAGUUUGAGGAGAUGAAUGGGGUCCCAAUGCCUGACAUACAGGUAUAUGGCUACCUGCUCCACACCCACCUGGCUGGCCGUGCUCUGCAGGCCGUGCAAUACAGAAAUGGAACACAACUCCGAAUAAUCUGCAAAGAUGAUUUCUACGACUUCAAUCUGCAGGAGACUCGAGAUUUACCUUAUCGAAUGGAGAUUAAACAGGGAGAUGAGUUGCUGGUGGAGUGUCAUUACCAGACGCUGGACCGGGACUCCUUGACUUUUGGGGGUCCCAGCACCAUUAAUGAGAUGUGCCUCAUCUUCCUCUUCUACUAUCCCCGAAACAACAUCUCCAGCUGCAUGGGGUACCCUGACAUCAUCCACGUGGCCCAUGAGCUGGGGGAGGAGGUAUCAGAUUCCAUGGAGGGCAUGAUAGCCAUGAACAAUGUUGAAUGGACCCCAGAGAACAUUAAGAAGGCUGAGAAAGCCUGCAAGGAGGCCCAGCAGACAGUGAUAAUAAAGACCAUUGAUGAGGUAGUGGAAAACACAACAGGCUGGAUUCCAGAAAUUAUCCGUGCGCCUCGGGGACCCUGCUUGGAGUCCUCCGGAGGCAAAGUGGAGCCCCAGGACAAAACCCCUGCAGGCUUCAGGGCUGCACCAAUUGCCCUCUCAGGCUCCAGCACUGCUACCCUGAGGUGCCUCCCUCUGGCUGCCCUCUUGUUUGGGCAGGGGGCUCUUUCUUGGCUUCUUGCCACCCUGCAGGUUGAAGUCUGAUACUAUCUCCUUAUGUCAAAUACUCAGGUUCCUCUCUGCUCAGCCCUCCCCUUACUACCAAAUACAGAAAUUCUGCUUUGCUUGGGCUCUCCAAAGCCCCCCAUCUGUUGCCCCUUCCCACGACCCAGGCCUGAGGACAUCGUGGGCCUGGGGAUUGCACUUAUUCCGUAAAGACUCAUCCAUGCCUAGGGAUACAAUUCAUCCUUUUGGGGACCAAAAAGGUCCAUAUUUGGGACCAUAUGUUUUCUGACAAAGUAAGGAUUCAAAGCUGGGUGUGCACCACUCUCUGAGAAGUUUGAUGCUCCAGCUUACCCAAGGGGAUACCAUUUGGGGAGGUGGGAGCUUGAAUGCAGAGGGAGAGCCCUGUAAACCCUCCUCUACCCAUGCUGACCCUAAAGGGGGCUCCUGUUUCUCUUUUCUUAUGGCAUUUUUUGCCUCACCUUCCCUAUGAGUCAGAGGCAGGAAGCCACAUGUAUGAUUGGUGGGAAAGGGAGAGGCUCUGUUUAUAAGGGACAAAACUCAAGACAUCAGAUUAAAUAGAACUGAACUUGCUUCCUGUUGCCAUCUCCUUCCUUUGAGACUUUGGUCCAGGAGAGGCAGCUGGGAGGUCUCUUGAAUGGCUCAGUAUAAAGCACCUGGAGGACAUUUAAGGACCUGGUUGUCCCAAAUGCAACAUCUAAUGCAGUCCUUGCUCUCCUCACCUGUGCCUCUAUUAUCAGUUGAUCUUUAUCCCACCAAAUGUCACAUUCUCAACACUCAGAUUGCUAGGUGUCAAGAGCCUAACUAACCAGGAAGGCUGAACUGGGCUCUGAAAAGAGGUCAAGGCCAAGGAGGAGAGGAGUAGUCUUUAGCUCUGGAGCCCAGGGCAUGUCAAAAAGGUUCACAUGGACACAGAAGGGAGUAGGCACAAAUGGUUUGUGGAGUCAGACUGCAAUUUGGAACCACAGUUGACAAGAAAGGUUUAUUGGUGGUGGCUGCUCUGAGCUUCUGGGGACAUUUCUGUCUUCUAAGCUUAAGAAUAAUCUCUGUAGAACCGUGUCCUUUGAGAUUUAAAGUCACCAUGCUACAAUAGGAAUUGCCUUGUUCUUUGUUCAUAUGCUCUGGAAGGGACCCCUACUCUGGCUAUCCCAGCGUGUUUAGAGGGAUCUUAAUCCCUGAGAAACAGGGAUCUGGCCUGAGUAAAUUGUUUACUACUGCUCAAGGAGCCAAGUUUUGAUCUCACAUCAUAGCCCUGCUUCCUGGCACAGCAACCUCUGGGAUUGGUGAGGUGUAUGCGCGAUAACGAGCCCGUUACCUUUACUGUCACUUCUUCUGGACAAUUCUGGAGGCUCCAUCCUAAGAUUAUGCAGAAUAUUCAGUGUUCACAUUCUGUUCCUGCAAUCUCAGUACUGGACAUUUUCAAUGCUUGGGGUCACUUCUGGGCCUCAUGAUGUGUGAGCAGAGGGAGUUGGUGUCCUUAAAUCAAAAAGAAUUGUCAAAGUUUAUGAUUAUGGAAAAAACUAGGCUCACCAGAAGCAGAGGGCUGUGUGAGUUCACUGUUGAGUAUCUCUGUGGUCCCACCAUCCAAGGGAAAUGAAGGAUUUCCUUUUGAUUCUAAAACAUGGUUGAUGUUAUUUGGUAGCUAUGUGAAGUACACAAAUGACUUGCCACAGCAUGAGGGAACACACAGAUAAAGAUGAGGUAUAGAUAAAAACACAGAACAACUAGGCCACUUUUUUCCUUGUUUUGUCAAAUCUGACAUUUCUAAUCCAAUCUGUAUUACUCCGAGGCUCCCAAGCAAAUUCUUUCAACCCCAAUCUUCUAGGUUAAAACAAAAACCAAGCA
Messenger RNA from Felis catus (domestic cat), 4835 nucleotides. RefSeq names its product putative DBH-like monooxygenase protein 2 (gene MOXD2). The coding region runs from base 1134 to 3011 and encodes 625 amino acids. The record is from RefSeq and is a predicted model, not a curated record. Gene Ontology annotation, molecular function: dopamine beta-monooxygenase activity; copper ion binding. Gene Ontology annotation, biological process: dopamine catabolic process; octopamine biosynthetic process; norepinephrine biosynthetic process. Gene Ontology annotation, cellular component: secretory granule membrane. The transcript is spliced from 13 exons. Lineage: Eukaryota; Metazoa; Chordata; Mammalia; Carnivora; Felidae.